AUGGAGGAAAAGGUCGCUGAGCCCGCCGUGGCCACCACCACCGCCGUCAACGUGGGUGACGCCGAGGAAGCGCUUGCCCAUGUCAAGAACAUCAAGAAGCAGCACCAAUGGGACCCCAACCUGCCCACCGAUAUCUACGACGAGAUCGACGAGGCCAUGCACGCCGAUGGCACCACCACCGUGGGCAUCGCCACCGAAUUGAUGGAAAACUCCCCUUACCCCGAAGUUCGUGCUGCCGUCCCCAACUUCGACGAAGGUGGUCACAGCAACACCAUCCGUGCUUGGGUCAUUGGUUUGAUUCUCGCGACCAUCGGUUCGGCCUUGAACAUGCUGUUCUCGAUGCGCAAUCCCUACAUUGUCAUCCCCAGUUACGUCGCUCAGGUCGUCGCAUACCCCAUUGGUAAGGCUUGGGAAAAAGUUAUGCCCAAUCGCGAGUACUCUCUCUUUGGUCUCAAGUUCAACCUCAACCCCGGUCCCUUCAGCAAGAAGGAGCAUGCUUUGACUGUCAUCAUGGCCAAUGCCACUUUCAACGGUGGUGCUGCCUACGCUACUGAUGUGCUGCUUGCUCAACGUGCCUUUUAUGGUCAGAACCUUGGUUGGGCUUUUGAGAUCUUCAUGUGUAUCUCCACCCAGAUGUUGGGAUUCGGUAUCGCUGGCUUCUUCCAUCGUUUCCUCGUUACCCCCGCUGCCAUGAUCUGGCCCUCGGUUUUGAUCAACUGCAGUCUGUUCACUGCCCUCCACGAUCAUCGUCGUCCUGACCCCAGCAAGACAAGUGGUUGGAUCAUUGGCAAGUACCGUCUUUUCUUGUACACCAUGAUUGCUUCUUUCGUUUGGUACUGGUUCCCUGGUUUCAUCGCUCCCUUCUUGAGUGCGUUCGCUUGGGUUACCUGGAUCCGACCCAACAGCCCUGUUAUCAACCAGUUGUUUGGUGGAUGGACUGGUCUGUCGUUGAUUCCUAUUACCUUCGACUGGACUCAGAUUUCUGGUUUCAACUUUUCUCCCCUGAUCACCCCCUGGUUCGGUAUUGCCAACACUUUGAUUGGUAUGGUUGCUUGGUUCUGGAUCGUCACUCCCGCUAUCCACUACAGCAAGCUCUACUACAGCGAGUACUUGCCCAUCAGUGACUCCAACAGCUACGACAACACCGCACAUCGUUACAACGUCAGUCGCAUUUUGAACCCAGACUACACCUUCAACUUGCAGAAAUACGAGGAAUACUCUCCCCUUUUCCUUUCUACCACAUUCAUGUUGUGCUAUGGUCUUUCCUUUGCCACCAUCAUUGCCGUCCUCGUUCACACUGGUCUUUUCCAUGGAAAGGAACUGUGGAUCCGUUUCAAGACCGUUGGUAAGGAAGAAGAAGAUGUCCACGGUCGUCUCAUGGCUCGUUUCAAGACUGUUCCUCUCUGGUGGUAUGGUGCCAUCACCCUCAUCAUGAUUGGAAUGUCUCUCGGCGUUAUUAUUGGCUAUCCCACUCAUCUCACCUGGUGGGCUUUCUUCGUGUCCUUGAUCAUCUGCUGCUUCUGGUUCGUCCCUUGCGGUAUUGUGCAGGCCACAACCAACAUCCAGAUUGGUCUCAACGUCAUUACCGAGUUCAUCAUCGGAUACAUGCAGCCCGGACGCCCCAUGGCCAUGAUGUUGUUCAAGACAUAUGGUUACAUUUCCAUGUACCAGGGAUUGUUCUUCUUGCAGGACAUGAAGCUUGGUCACUACAUGAAGGUUCCUCCCCGUGUCACCUUUGCUGCUCAGAUGAUUUCUUGUCUCUGGUGCUCCGUUGUCCAGAUCGCCGUCAUGAACUGGGCUCUAGGCGCUAUUACCGAUGUCUGCUCUCAGGAUCAAGCUAACCACUUUAGCUGCCCCAACGGUCGUGUCUUCUUCAACGCUUCCGUUAUCUGGGGUGUCAUUGGACCUCAGCGUAUUUUCUCCCCUGGCCAAAUGUACUCCAACAUGAUGUGGUUCUGGCUCGCUGGUGCUGCUCUCCCUGUCAUCAUCUACUUUGGUGCCCGUGCCUGGCCCAAGUCCCCCAUCCGCUACCUCAACGCCCCCAUUAUCUUCGGUGGUAGCGCUUUGAUUCCUCCCGCUACUCCUCUUAACUAUCUCUCCUGGGGUAUCGUCGGUUUCGUCUUCAACAAGUUCAUCCGUGACCGCUGGAGAGGUUGGUGGAUGCACUACAACUACGUUUUCAGUGCUGGACUGGACGUCGGUCUUGCUUUGUCGACCAUAUUGAUCUUCGUGGCCUUGUCGCUGUGGAACAUCGAGAUGCCCGAGUGGUGGGGCACCGAUAUUGCCGCCAACACCUUGGAUGCGUCAUAUAAAGCCAUUCAGGUGACCGGAGUCAAGUUCGGACCUUCCACUUGGUAA
This is a messenger RNA of Talaromyces marneffei, 2358 nucleotides long. RefSeq lists its product as uncharacterized. Bases 1 to 2358 code for a protein of 785 amino acids. Gene Ontology annotation, molecular function: oligopeptide transmembrane transporter activity. Lineage: Eukaryota; Fungi; Ascomycota; Eurotiomycetes; Eurotiales; Trichocomaceae. The transcript has a single exon. The record is from RefSeq and is a predicted model, not a curated record. Gene Ontology annotation, biological process: transmembrane transport.